Histoplasma mississippiense is the source of this 1269-nucleotide messenger RNA. Its product is annotated as adenylosuccinate synthetase. Lineage: Eukaryota; Fungi; Ascomycota; Eurotiomycetes; Onygenales; Ajellomycetaceae. Gene Ontology annotation, cellular component: cytoplasm. Gene Ontology annotation, biological process: 'de novo' AMP biosynthetic process; IMP metabolic process. The record is from RefSeq and is a predicted model, not a curated record. The transcript has 4 exons. Bases 1 to 1269 code for a protein of 422 amino acids. Gene Ontology annotation, molecular function: adenylosuccinate synthase activity; GTP binding.
AUGGUCACCAUUGUUUUAGGCGCGCAGUUUGGUGAUGAAGGCAAAGGAAAAAUCACAGAUCUUCUCUCUCAAUCUGCUGCACUUUGUUGUCGAGCAGCUGGUGGACACAAUGCGGGCCACACAAUCGUUCAUGAUAAUAUAACCUAUGACUUCCACAUCCUUCCCUCCGGCCUCAUCGCCCCCGACUGCGUCAACCUCAUUGGUACCGGAACCGUCGUGCACCUUCCCAGUUUCUUCAAGGAGCUAGAUGCGCUCAAAGCCAAGGGCCUCAAGGACGCCCAUAAGCGAAUAUUCAUCAGCGAUCGGGCGCAGGUCUGCUUUGACCUGCAUUCUGUUGUCGAUGGGCUGGAAGAGGCGAGUUUGGCAGGGAAGAAGGUCGGGACUACGGGGAAAGGGAUUGGGCCUUGCUAUAGCGAUAAGGCGUCCAGACGAGGAGUGAGGAUCGGAGAGGUCCUGGAGGAGGGCGUGGUGGAGGACAAUCUACGGAAACUGGAAGCGGGAUACCGAGCGCGGUUUGGAGAGCUGAAUUACGACCUUGAAGAGGAGAUCGGGAGGUUCAAUGAAUACCGCACAAAACUCCAACCCUACGUCGUCGAUCAAAUGACCUUUUUGGAAAAAUACCGCUCCUCCCCUUCCAUCCUAGUCGAGGGCGCAAACGCCCUCAUGCUCGACAUCGAUCAUGGCACCUACCCCUAUGUAACCUCCUCCUGCACCGGCGUCGGGGGCGCCAUCCAGGGCCUAACCCUCAACCCAACCUCCAUAAGAUCCAUCAUCGGCGUCGUAAAAGCCUACAGCACCCGCGUAGGAUCCGGCCCCUUCCCUACGGAACAGAACAACGCCAUCGGCGAAAAGAUGCAGACGAUCGGGCGUGAAUUCGGCGUCACAACCGGCCGACGACGUCGCUGCGGCUGGCUCGACAUGGUCAUGUGUCGCUACAGUAAUUCAAUCAACCACUACACCUCCAUCAACUUAACCAAGCUGGAUAUCUUGGAUGACUUCGAUGAGAUCAAGGUUGCAGUCGCGUAUAAGCUGGAUGGGAAGCGGUUGGAGUCGUUCCCUGCGCUGCCCGGUGUUCUGGAUAAGGUUGAGGUGGAGUAUGUGACCUUCCCCGGGUGGAAGUCGACUACGAUGGGCAUUAUAAGGUGGGAGGAUCUGCCGGCGAAUGCGCAGCGUUAUAUCCAGUUCAUCGAGCGGGAGAUGGGCGGUGUGCCGAUUAAGUGGAUUGGAACUGGUCCGGCGAGGACGCAUAUGAUCGAACGUGAGGUAUAA